AAAGCCAUGUCGUUGUAACCGCGUUGUUCUUAUUUUCAGCGUAGUUCGGUCUCUUCUAGGAUCUAAGUAGAAAGACUUGUUUGAGCAGCAGCUCGAGUCUACCAUUUUGUCUGACUCUGAUUAGAUUUUUGUACACAAUAUUAUCGUAAAGACGUUCUGAGCGCAAACUAGCAACCGUGUUUUUGUCAGCGAAUAUUUUUGAGAAGUAGCAAGGAAUAAAAAAAAAAAAAAAAAAUCAUGGCGGAUGUCACAGCGCGUAGCUUGCAGUACGAAUACAAAGCAAACUCGAACUUAGUGUUGCAAGCGGACCGCUCUUUGAUCGACCGCACACGACGAGAUGAGCCCACCGGCGAGGUCUUGUCUCUGGUUGGAAAAUUGGAGGGAACAAAAAUGGGCGAUAAGAGUCAGAGAACAAAGCCACAGAUGUUGGAGGAAAGGAGAGCAAAGAGAAGAAAGCGGGAUGAGGACAGGCAUGACAUUAACAAAAUGAAAGGGUUCACUCUCCUGUCUGAGGGCAUUGAUGAUAUGGUGGGUAUUGUUUACAAGCCCAAGACAAAAGAGACCAGAGAAACUUAUGAAAUUCUCCUGAGCUUCAUCCAGGCUGCGCUUGGAGAUCAGCCAAGAGACAUCCUUUGUGGGGCUGCUGAUGAAGUCUUGGCUGUAUUAAAGAAUGACAAAAUGAGAGAUAAGGAAAGGCGGAGAGAGGUUGAGCAGCUGCUUGGCCCUGCAGAUGAUACGCGUUACCAUGUCCUUGUCAACCUGGGCAAAAAGAUCACAGACUAUGGAGGAGACAAGGAACUGCAAAAUAUGGAUGACAACAUAGAUGAAACAUAUGGAGUAAAUGUGCAGUUUGAAUCUGAUGAAGAGGUUGGUGAUGAGGACCAGUUUGGAGAAGUACGUGAUGAAAGCUCUGAUGACAGUGAGGGAGUGGAAGCAGAUGUGGGAUGUACACUGUCUGCUAAUCUGGGAAGUGCAGGAGAUGUGAUGACAAAUAAAAAGAAAGACCUUCAUCCAAGGGAUAUUGAUGCUUUUUGGCUUCAGCGACAGCUUAGUCGUUUCUACGAUGAUGCUAUUGUGUCUCAGAAGAAAGCUGAUGAAGUUCUGGAGAUUCUCAAGACUGCCAGUGAUGAUAGAGAAUGUGAAAAUCAGUUGGUACUUUUGUUGGGUUUUAAUACUUUUGACUUCAUCAAGGUCUUACGCCAGCACAGACGCAUGAUCCUGUAUUGCACAAUGUUGGCAAGUGCACAAAGUGACUCGGAGAAGGAGAGGAUUAUGAGUAAAAUGGAAGCGGAUCAGGAUUUGUCCCAAGUUCUUUAUCAGUUGCAGGAGACUGAAAAAGAAGACAUCAUUCGUGAGGAAAGAUCACGAAGAGAGAGAGUUAGAAAGUCUCGUGUAGACAGUGAUCUGGAGUCUAUGGACAUUGAUCAUGGACAGACCAUGGCAUCUCGGCAUCUGCUAGAUCUAGAAGACCUAGCCUUUACGCAGGGAAGUCACUUUAUGGCCAACAAGCGCUGCCAGCUGCCUGAUGGUUCAUUUCGCAAACAAAGGAAAGGUUAUGAGGAGGUUCAUGUACCUGCACUUAAACCUAAGCCCUUUUCUGAGGAUGAGACACUGGUGGCUAUAGAGAAGAUGCCAAAGUACUCUCAAGCAGCAUUUGAGGGGUUCAAAUCCUUGAACCGUAUCCAAAGCAAGCUGUUCAAGGCCACCAUGGAGACGGAUGGAAACUUGUUGGUGUGCGCCCCCACUGGAGCUGGUAAAACUAAUGUUGCACUGAUGGCCAUGCUCAGGGAAAUUGGCAAGCACAUCAACAUGGAUGGCACCAUAAACAUAGAUGACUUCAAAAUCAUCUAUGUUGCUCCUAUGCGUUCACUGGUACAGGAAAUGGUUGGCAGCUUUGGAAAGCGUUUGGCUAGUUAUGGAAUAACCGUGUCUGAGCUGACUGGAGAUCACCAGCUUUGCAAGGAGGAGAUCAAUGCUUCACAGAUCAUUGUGUGCACACCUGAGAAGUGGGAUAUCAUCACCCGCAAGGGAGGGGAGCGCACAUACACCCAGCUUGUGCGCCUUAUCAUAAUUGAUGAAAUACACUUACUUCAUGAUGAUCGUGGGCCAGUUCUGGAGUCUUUAAUUGCUCGGACCAUCAGAAAUGUAGAACUUACUCAGGAAGAUGUGCGUCUCAUUGGUCUCAGUGCCACAUUGCCAAAUUAUGAGGAUGUGGCCACAUGCCUUCGUGUAGACCCUGCUAAAGGUCUUUUCUACUUUGACAACAGUUUUCGACCUGUGCCACUAGAACAGACAUACGUAGGGAUUACAGAGAAGAAGGCAAUCAAGCGCUUUCAGAUCAUGAAUGAGAUUGUCUAUGAGAAGAUAAUGGAACAUGCUGGAAAGAAUCAGGUAUUGGUAUUUGUCCAUUCACGGAAGGAGACAGGGAAGACUGCACGAGCAAUCAGGGACAUGUGUCUGGAGAAAGAUACGUUGGGACUUUUCCUGCGAGAAGGUUCUGCCUCCACCGAGGUCCUAAGAACUGAGGCAGAACAAUGCAAGAAUCUGGAGCUAAAGGACCUGUUGCCAUAUGGAUUUGCCAUCCAUCAUGCUGGCAUGACUAGAGUGGACAGAACGUUGGUUGAGGAUCUUUUUGCUGAUAGACACAUACAGGUCCUGGUGUCCACUGCUACACUGGCCUGGGGUGUUAAUUUGCCAGCACACACUGUCAUCAUCAAAGGUACACAGGUGUACAGCCCAGAGAAAGGCAGGUGGACAGAGCUAGGUGCUCUAGACAUUUUGCAGAUGUUGGGGCGUGCAGGCCGCCCACAGUACGACUCUAAAGGAGAGGGCAUUUUGAUCACAUCCCAUGGGGAGCUGCAGUAUUACCUGUCUCUGCUUAACCAGCAGUUGCCUAUAGAGAGUCAAAUGUUAAGCAAACUGCCAGACAUGCUCAAUGCUGAGAUUGUGCUGGGCAAUGUCCAGAAUGCUAAGGAUGCAGUGAACUGGAUGGGUUACACUUAUCUGUAUGUGAGGAUGCUGCGUAACCCAACGCUCUAUGGGGUUUCCCAUGAUGAACGCAACACUGAUCCCCUACUGGAGAUGCGAAGAAUGGACCUCGUGCACACUGCUGCCACUGUACUCGAGAAGAGCAACCUGAUCAAAUACGAUAAGAGGACCGGGAGCUUCCAGGUGACUGACCUGGGCCGCAUUGCCAGCCACUUUUACAUCACACAUGAUUCCAUAAUGACUUAUAAUCAGCUGCUGAAGCCUACACUCAGUGAAAUCGAGCUCUUCAGGGUGUUCUCCCUCUCCUCUGAAUUUAGGAACAUCACUGUUAGAGAGGAGGAAAAGCUUGAGCUGCAGAAACUUCUGGAAAGGGUGCCAAUUCCAGUGAAAGAGAGUAUUGAGGAGCCUAGUGCUAAGAUAAAUGUGCUGCUUCAGGCCUACAUCUCCCAACUUAAGCUGGAGGGCUUUGCUCUAAUGGCUGACAUGGUCUAUGUGACCCAGAGUGCAGGACGGCUUAUGAGGGCCAUCUUUGAGAUUGUUUUGAGCCGUGGUUGGGCACAGCUCACUGACAAGACCAUGAACCUUUGCAAGAUGAUUGACAAAAGGAUGUGGCAGUCUAUGUCUCCUCUGCGACAGUUCCGCAAACUUCCUGAAGAAGUUAUCAAGAAAAUUGAGAAAAAAAGCUUUCCAUUUGAACGACUGUAUGACCUCAACCACAAUGAAAUUGGUGAAUUGAUUCGUAUGCCCAAGAUAGGGAAGACCAUACAUAAGUAUGUGCAUCAGUUUCCAAAACUGGACCUGGCAGUGCAUCUUCAGCCCAUCACCCGGUCCACACUUAAAGUGGAGCUCACAAUCACACCUGACUUCCAAUGGGAUGAAAAGAUACAUGGAUCAUCUGAGGCAUUUUGGAUCUUGGUGGAAGAUGUUGACAGUGAGGUGAUCCUACACCAUGAAUAUUUCCUCCUCAAAGCCAAGUAUGCUCAGGACGAGCACCUGGUCACCUUUUUUGUGCCUGUAUUUGAGCCCCUGCCUCCACAGUAUUUCAUCAGAGUUGCCUCAGACCGUUGGCUAUCAUGUGAGACCCAGCUGCCAGUGUCAUUUCGCCACCUGAUCUUGCCAGAGAAGUACCCACCUCCAACCGAGCUUCUGGACCUACAACCUCUUCCUGUAUCUGCCCUGAGAAAUGCUGCAUUUGAAUGCCUCUACCAAAAUAUGUUUCCUUUCUUCAACCCUAUUCAGACCCAAGUGUUCAAUGCUGUGUACAACAGUGAUGAUAAUGUUUUUGUUGGUUCCCCCACUGGGAGUGGGAAGACUAUCUGUGCAGAGUUUGCUAUUCUCAGGAUGCUGCUGCACAACCCAGAAGGCCGUUGUGUCUACAUCACCCCCAUGGAGUCUCUGGCGGAACAAGUGUUUGUGGAUUGGCAUCAGAAGUUUCAGGUUCUCCUGAAUAAAAAGGUAGUUAUGCUAACUGGAGAGACCAGCACUGACCUCAAGCUACUUGGGAAAGGUGACAUUAUCAUCAGCACCCCAGAUAAGUGGGAUAUUUUGUCCCGCCGAUGGAAACAGAGGAAGAAUGUCCAGAAUGUCAGUCUCUUCAUUGUGGAUGAGAUUCAUCUCAUUGGGGGAGAGAAUGGGCCUGUUCUAGAAGUAAUCUGCUCAAGAAUGAGGUACAUCUCCUCUCAGAUUGAGCGUCCCAUCCGCAUUGUGGCAUUAAGCUCAUCUCUGUCCAAUGCAAAAGAUGUGGCACACUGGUUGGGUUGUAGCACUACAGCAACUUUCAACUUCCACCCAAAUGUCAGGCCUGUGCCACUGGAGCUUCACAUUCAGGGUUUUAACGUGAGUCACACGCAAACCCGGCUACUGUCAAUGGCUAAACCUGUGUACCACACCAUCAUGAAGCAUUCUCCAUCUAAACCGUCUUUAGUGUUUGUUCCUUCUCGGAGACAGACUCGUCUUACUGCCAUUGACAUAUUAACUUUCUGUGCUGCUGAUGUGGUUCCACAAAGGUUCCUACACUGCUCUGAGAAAGAAUUGGUGCCAUUCCUGGAGAAGCUGUCUGAUGGUGCACUGAAAGAAACACUUUCUAAUGGAGUGGGUUAUCUGCACGAAGGGCUCUCAAUGACUGAACGCAGGAUAGUUGAACAGCUCUUUAACUCUGGUGCUAUUCAAGUUGUGGUGGCCUCUCGUUCUCUUUGCUGGGGAACAAACAUCUCUGCCCACUUGGUUAUUGUCAUGGACACACAGUAUUACAAUGGGAAAAUUCAUGCUUAUGUGGAUUACCCGAUCUAUGAUGUGCUGCAAAUGGUUGGGAAGGCCAACCGUCCCCUUCAGGAUGAUGAGGGCUGCUGUGUCAUUAUGUGCCAGGGCUCUAAAAAGGACUUCUUUAAGAAGUUUCUUUAUGAGCCUUUGCCAGUUGAAUCUCAUUUGGACCACCGCCUUCAUGACCACUUCAAUGCUGAGAUAGUCACAAAGACAGUGGAAAAUAAGCAGGAUGCUGUGGACUACCUAACCUGGACUUUCCUUUACCGCAGAAUGACCCAAAACCCCAAUUACUACAAUCUUCAGGGAAUGUCUCAUCGGCAUCUGUCAGACCACCUGUCAGAAUUGGUGGAGAACACACUGCAGGAUCUGGAGCAGUCCAAGUGCAUCAGCAUUGAGGAUGAGAUGGAUGUUGCCCCUCUCAAUCUCGGCAUGAUUGCUGCAUACUACUACAUUAACUAUACAACCAUUGAGUUAUUCAGCAUGUCCCUGAAUGCCAAGACUAAAAUUCGUGGUCUGAUUGAGAUAAUCUCCAAUGCCGCUGAGUACAAGAACAUACCAAUCAGACACCAUGAAGACACCCUGCUUCAUCAGCUAGCCCCGAAGGUGCCUCACAAAUUGAACAGCCCCAAGUUUAAUGACCCCCACGUGAAGACUAAUCUGCUGUUACAGGCCCAUUUGUCCCGUAUGCAGCUGAGUGCUGAGCUUCAGUCUGACACUGAAGAGAUCCUCAGUAAGGCUGUACGUCUCAUCCAGGCAUGUGUAGAUGUGCUCUCCAGCAAUGGCUGGUUGAGUCCGGCAUUAGCUGCUAUGGAGCUAGCUCAGAUGGUGACACAAGCCAUGUGGUCUAAGGACUCUUAUCUAAAACAACUUCCACACUUCACCACAGAGCACAUCAAACGCUGUACAGAAAAGGGUGUCGAAAGCAUCUUUGACAUCAUGGAGAUGGAGGAUGAUGACCGCAUUAAUCUUCUGCAGUUGUCAGAUAUUCAGAUGGCUGAUGUGGCACGUUUCUGUAACCGAUACCCUAACAUCGAGCUCUCCUAUGAAGUGGUUGAUAAAGAUGACAUCAAGAGCGGCAGUCCAGUUGUUGUUCAGGUGCAGCUGGAGAGAGAGGAAGAGGUUACAGGACCCGUCAUCGCGCCACUGUUUCCCCAGAAACGUGAAGAGGGCUGGUGGGUUGUGAUUGGAGACCCCAAAUCUAACAGUCUUAUCUCGAUCAAGAGGUUGACGCUGCAACAAAAAGCCAAGGUAAAACUGGACUUUGUGGCCCCUGUUGUUGGAGUUCAUAACUAUACACUGUAUUUCAUGAGUGAUGCUUACAUGGGUUGUGACCAGGAGUACAAGUUCAGUGUUGAUGUAAAGGAGGCAGACAGUGACAAAGACAGCGACUCAGACUGAUCCUAGAAUAAAUGUAACUGUAGUUAGUCUGUUAAUGAGGGAUCAAUACAAGAUUGAAACAUGUUAAAUGCAGAAAAUACAAUAUGGAAAAAGAAUAAAACCCACAAAGUGUAUUUCCCAAAGAGCAUAGAUUUUAAUAGGCACAGCAUACAAGAUUUACUGAUUUUAUGGAUGUUUUUUUUUUUGUUUUGUAGUUCAUAUUGUUACUAAAUAUAUAGAUCUAUUACAUUUUGUCAUUUUGUGUAUCAAUGGUUUUACAGAAUAAUCAAUUUAUGUUGACUCUAGGUAUGGAUUUGUGCUUUGUGCAUCUUUGUGUAUUCUUGAAUAAUAUUGACAAAAGGUUUGUAAAUAAAUAAAUCUUUCUUCCACCCCCACCAAGGUGACCACAA
Messenger RNA from Hemibagrus wyckioides, 7037 nucleotides. RefSeq names its product small nuclear ribonucleoprotein 200 (U5) (gene snrnp200). The transcript has 45 exons. Gene Ontology annotation, molecular function: ATP hydrolysis activity; ATP binding; nucleic acid binding. The coding region runs from base 238 to 6648 and encodes 2136 amino acids. Gene Ontology annotation, cellular component: nucleus. NCBI's taxonomy places the organism in Eukaryota, Metazoa, Chordata, Actinopteri, Siluriformes, Bagridae. The record is from RefSeq and is a predicted model, not a curated record.